GCCUUCGGAAAAGGAAGUAGCGGUGCGCUAGGGCGCCCGCGGUGACCGCGGCGAUAGCGGUGACCGAAGGAGGAGAAGGCGGCCGCGGGUUGGCGGUUAGAGGCGGGGCCGGCUCCUCGGAGCGGCUUGGGACAGGAGUCAGAAUUGUUUGCAUUCAGCACGGCGGUUCCAACCAUGGGUUUGUCUGCAUCUACCCCUGCUGUUGCUGUUCAGACCUCAGAUGCUUCAGAUCAUCAGACAGCAUCCCCGCCUUCAGGAUGUCCCAUUCAUGAAGGGAAAAUGAAAGGCUGUCCCGUGAGCACAGAGCCAUCUAACCCAACUUGUGAGAACAAAAUGAACUCUGUGCCCGCCCACCAAGAUCGUGCGUAUGAGUACGUGGAAUGUCCUGUUACGGGCGCUGUGGCUGAGAAUAAGGAGAACCUAGAUCCUUCUAAUCUGAUGCCACCACCUAAUCAGAUGCCAGCCCCCGAUCAGCCGUUUGCACUGUCUACUGUGAGAGAGGAGUCAUCCAUUCCGAGAGCAGAUUCGGAGAAAAAGUGGGUUUAUCCUUCCGAGCAGAUGUUUUGGAAUGCAAUGUUACGGAAAGGGUGGAAGUGGAAGGAUGAUGAUAUUAGUCAGAGAGACAUGUAUAAUAUCAUCAGGAUUCACAAUCAGAACAACGAGCAAGCCUGGAAGGAGAUUUUGAAGUGGGAAGCCCUUCAUGCUGCGGAGUGUCCUUGUGGUCCAUCAUUGAUCCGGUUCGGAGGUAAAGCGAAAGAGUAUUCACCAAGGGCAAGAAUUCGUUCCUGGAUGGGGUACGAGUUGCCUUUCGACAGGCACGACUGGAUCAUCAACCGUUGUGGGACGGAAGUCAGGUACGUCAUCGACUACUACGACGGCGGGGAGGUCAACCAGGACUACCAGUUCACCAUCCUGGACGUCCGGCCCGCCUUGGAUUCGCUCUCGGCAGUGUGGGACAGAAUGAAGGUCGCGUGGUGGCGCUGGACUUCCUAACUGCUGCUUUGUUAGAGAUGGGAAAAUAGAAACUAUUUUUUUUCCAAGCAAUACAUUAAACUAUUUUCCCCAAACUGAAUUGCUCUCAUGAUGUAAUGGGAAUGGCAAGUGGGUGAGGACACCUUUCACGUCCCGUAGUAAGGGUGCCCUGUGCCGCGUUCUUUGGUUUUUACCUUGCGCAGUCUAUAGCAGGUAGUUGGAGGUUUCCUUCCCACUUGGCCUAUAUGGGAAGCGCUCCCUUGGUUUUUCCUUCAGCUGCAGUAUUGCCUAUGUAUUUAAUCUAGAAAAGGGAACAGCGUCUGAAAAAGAAUGUUUCUUGUCGUGUGAAGAGAGCUGCUUUUCUCCUUACUAUUUCUCAGGAAUACUUGAGACGUAGACCUGAAAGCCCGUGUUCUGCUGAGGAGCUUUUAGCUGGCCAGAUGCUUGAACUAAUACUAUUUAUUACAAAUAAGUGGUUCUGCUUUUGAAAAAGUUACCAGCGUCUCACUGUUCCUACAAGAGCAGCGCACCCUUAAGGAAACGCAGAGCUAUCCGCUGGCAACGCACUCAGCAAAAUGAAGGCGCAUCUUGGCUCCAGAUUCUCAGUUGUGAGAAUUUUUCAGGCUGGACCUUGUUCUAGAAUAGUUUCAACUCCCCCACGGUUUGAUGAUGCACGUGCAUUGGAACUAUGUUUUCACUUUUUAAAAGAUUCUUAUUUUAAUUCCCACUAUCCUGCCACGUACCUCUGCUCCCAGCAAGCACGUCUCAUUGCCUGUGGCAUUUUGACAGUUUAUGCCACCCCUGAGUCCCGCUUCUCCUCCUGCCUGAAGCCCUUCCUCCAGCC
Messenger RNA from Neomonachus schauinslandi (Hawaiian monk seal), 1816 nucleotides. RefSeq names its product holocytochrome c-type synthase. NCBI's taxonomy places the organism in Eukaryota, Metazoa, Chordata, Mammalia, Carnivora, Phocidae. The transcript is spliced from 7 exons. The record is from RefSeq and is a predicted model, not a curated record. Bases 175 to 993 code for a protein of 272 amino acids. Gene Ontology annotation, molecular function: holocytochrome-c synthase activity. Gene Ontology annotation, biological process: cytochrome c-heme linkage. Gene Ontology annotation, cellular component: mitochondrion.